AUUCUUCAAUAAAAUACUCAAAAGUGAAAAAAAAGGAAAAUCUUGUUAAAGAUCUGAGGCUGAUUUUGGCUCUCUCCCUCGUCCCUCCCAUCAUAUAUAUAUACACACAUACAUACAUAGCUGCACAGAGUGAUAAACAGAGAUAUAUAUAGAGUGAGAGAGAAAGAGAGAGAUCUCAAUAGUUCACAAAAGCUGCUCAUCAUUUUCUUCUUCUUCUUCCCUUUGCUUUUUUCUUCUUUCAUUUAUUGGCUUUAGCUCAUUUAUUCCUCGGACCAGUCUUUAUCUUUUCCUUUUCUUUUUUAGGGUUUUUCUGAGCUACUGUAAUUAACCCCACCCCUAUCAAGAUCUGCUUCGCUUUUCCCAUUUCCUUCGAUUUCGCGAGCUGGGGAAUGGAUGUGUGUGGGUUUGGAUGAGCAAUUUUGGUUGUUUGUGGGGGUGGGGGGGUGGGUCUCGUCUUAGCUUGGCUUCUUUUGGGAUUUUAGGGUUAGGUUGAGUUAAUUUGGGCAUAAUGCUUUUUCCUUGAAACCCACCCCCUUUUGAUUCAGUUCGAUUUUUAUUCUAGUUUUUUUUUUUUUUUUUUUUUUACGAAACUAAUUCUGGCUUUCUGUGGAAUAUGAGGUUGUCUUCUUCUUCUUCAGCUAGUACUGGAUUUGAUGCUCAGCCUGAGGAAGGGGAGAAGAAAUGCUUGAAUUCGGAGCUAUGGCACGCCUGCGCCGGCCCGUUGGUGUCGCUGCCGCAAAUCGGUAGCCGUGUUGUGUAUUUUCCGCAAGGGCAUAGUGAGCAGGUUGCUGCCUCUACCAACAAAGAAGUCGAUGCAGCUAUUCCGAACUAUCCGGGCUUACAGCCGCAGCUAAUAUGCCAUCUUCACAAUGUUACGAUGCACGCGGAUGUGGAGACGGAUGAAGUGUAUGCGCAAAUGACAUUGCAGCCGCUCACGCCAGAAGAGCAAAAGGACAUAUGCCUGCUGCCGGCGGAACUCGGGGCCCCGAGCAAGCAGCCGACGAACUAUUUCUGCAAAACAUUAACAGCUAGUGACACCAGCACUCACGGUGGGUUUUCGGUUCCUCGAAGAGCUGCUGAGAAAGUCUUUCCUCCACUUGAUUACUCUCAAACCCCUCCGUGUCAAGAAUUACUCGCAAAGGAUCUUCAUGGCAAUGAAUGGAAAUUCCGACAUAUCUUUAGGGGUCAGCCGAAGCGGCAUCUCCUCACAACCGGUUGGAGUGUUUUUGUCAGCGCAAAACGGCUUGUUGCUGGAGAUUCUGUUAUAUUCAUCUGGAAUGAAAGCAAUCAGUUGCUCUUGGGGAUUCGACGUGCAAGUCGACCUCAAACAGUUAUGCCGUCGUCAGUUCUAUCGAGUGAUAGUAUGCACAUCGGGCUUCUUGCUGCUGCUGCUCAUGCGGCCGCAACGAACAGUCGUUUCACUGUAUUCUACAAUCCAAGGGCGAGUCGAUCCGAGUUCGUUAUACCCCUGGCGAAAUACGCCAAAGCAGCUUUCCAGACAAGAGUCUCUGUGGGGAUGCGAUUCCGAAUGCUUUUCGAAACUGAAGAAUCCAGUGUUCGUCGAUAUAUGGGCACGAUUACCGGCAUCAGUGAUUUGGACGCUGUUCGUUGGCCAAACUCGCAUUGGCGAUCGGUGAAGGUCGGGUGGGACGAAUCAACUGCGAGCGAGAGGCAGCCGAGAGUUUCCUUGUGGGAGAUCGAACCUCUGACAACUUUUCCUAUGUACCCAUCGCCGUUCUCGCUCCGAUUGAAACGUCCGUGGCCCUCCGGGCUGCCUGCCUACCCCAGUCUCAGAGACGGUGAUAUGAACUUCAAUUCGCCAAUGGCAUGGUUUCGUGGAGGUCUCGGAGAUCAGGCGAUGCAGUCGUUGAAUUUCCCGGGGCUUGGGGUGUCACCAUGGAUGCAACCUCGGCUCGACAAUUCGAUGUUGGGUUUGCAAGCCGACAUGUACCAAGUCAUGGCCGGGACUAGCACGGCGCUCGCCGAGGGUGGCUCGUUGGAUCCCUCGAAAAUCACUGGUCAGCAGCACCUCCUGCAGUUCCAGCAAAAUGUCCCGAAUGUUUCGGAUCUACUGCUACAUAAUCCGAUGCUGCAGCUAUCGAACUCUCAGUCGAACUUCCUCCAGAAUGUUACCGAAAGCAACGCUGUAUUGUCGGCUCAGAUGUUGCAGCAACGCCAGUCGUUUAUCGAUCAUCAGCAGCAACUCCGGCAAUCGUCGCUGUUUGACGAUCAGGUGAUGAGAAAACCGAUAACGACUAGCUCGCAGAUGGAACCGGUUGCCGACUCCCGAUUCACUCCUAUGCAAGGGUUGCCUCCGACGAGCCAGCUGCAGAACUUGUCGGACCUCAUCGGCAGCCAUAUGGGUUCGUCGUCGAAUAAUUCGACCCCUGUCGAGAGCCUUCUGAGUUCCUCACACAUCGGGAACAUGAAUGGGCCGAGUUCGGUAGUUUCGAAUUCGUCGCUGUCAAAACGGGUGGCGUUGGACCCGCAGCUCUCUCCAAAGGUUUCGCAAUUCGGUGCGCCGCAUCCGGAAGAACUGGUGACGCCUAAUUCGAAAGCCUCCGAUCUAUCAGCUCUACUACCGCCGUUUCCCAGUAAAGAUUUUACAGAUUUUCAAAGCGUCGGAAAUUCCCAUCUAUUUGGAAUCGGCUCGAACUCAUCGACUAAUCUCAUCAACGGUGCCCCGGCUCUGAGAAACAUCGGCGGCAAGGACAGCGAGUCACUAUCAAUGCCGUAUUCAGCUCCGGGUAUAUUCCCGAGUGCAGGCGGUACUUCCUUUCCUAUUAACUUGGACAUGGCUACUUCGAGUUGUGUCGAUGAGUCGGUUCUUUUGCAUCCUUCCGGAAAUGUGGACCAAACAAACCCGACGUCGGGAGCUUUUGUGAAGGUUCACAAGUCGGGGUCCUUCGGGCGGUCGCUGGAUAUCUCGAAAUUCAGCAGCUACCACGAGCUUCGCGGCGAGCUUGCUCGUUUGUUCGGGCUUCAGGGCCUGUUGGAGGACCCUCAAAGAUCAGGCUGGCAGCUUGUAUUCGUCGAUCGAGAGAACGAUGUUCUUCUCCUCGGUGAUGAUCCAUGGCAGGAAUUCGUCAACAGCGUAUGGUACAUAAAAAUCCUAUCGCCGCAAGAAGUGCAGCAGAUGAGCAAAGAGCUCAAUCUGCCGAAUCCCGGGCAGGCGGGCAGGCUCUCGACCACUAGCGGCAAUGGCAAUGGCAAUGGCAAUGGCGACUACCUGAGUCGGAAAGAUUCUUCCCGAAGCACCUUGAGCGGGGGGAUACCAUCCGUAGGCACGCUCGAAUACUAACAAACCGAGCAUCGUUUCUUUGUCUGAGGUAACGUAAAAGUUUCGUUGUGUUUUAUUUGAGCUUAAGUUGAGCCCGUCGGAUUGGAUUUUCUUGCCACGUAUUUCCGAUGUAUAUUAUACGAUAUGAAUCCGCCUUAUCUUAUCGUAUAAACCCUUCACUCUUAGCUUGUUGCACGAGACGGACGUUGACUAUGAUCGAGUAUGUAUUGUUGUAUUUGAUGCUUUCUUUUAUUGUGUUACUAGACUUCUUGAGAUUAUACAAUCCAUUGUUCAAGUUUAAGAUA
Messenger RNA from Andrographis paniculata, 3585 nucleotides. Its product is annotated as auxin response factor 6-like. Gene Ontology annotation, cellular component: nucleus. Lineage: Eukaryota; Viridiplantae; Streptophyta; Magnoliopsida; Lamiales; Acanthaceae. The record is from RefSeq and is a predicted model, not a curated record. Gene Ontology annotation, biological process: response to hormone; regulation of DNA-templated transcription. The coding region runs from base 614 to 3301 and encodes 895 amino acids. The transcript has 14 exons. Gene Ontology annotation, molecular function: DNA binding; protein binding.